This is a messenger RNA of Hyaloscypha bicolor E, 800 nucleotides long. RefSeq lists its product as uncharacterized. The transcript has 3 exons. Bases 124 to 492 code for a protein of 122 amino acids. NCBI's taxonomy places the organism in Eukaryota, Fungi, Ascomycota, Leotiomycetes, Helotiales, Hyaloscyphaceae. The record is from RefSeq and is a predicted model, not a curated record.
GCCAAGGCCUCUUCAACUUCGAAGGUAUUAUCCGCAUCAAUUGAUUAUUAUCCGCAUCACCAGAUCCCACCCACUACACAACUCCCAAAUAAUUUAUUUACAAAGAGCCAAUUCAACGGCAAUAUGAACCCAACCAUGGCGCAGUAUCAGAGUAACUUCCAGAACAACCUCCAGAACAACUUCCCGAGUAACUUCCAGAAUAACGCCACGAUGGCCCCAACAGUGAUCGUGUACGGAAACGUAACCAUCCACAAUCAAGUUAAAGUAUCUAAGCGGGGCAAGAACCGCCAGAGGGCCCGCCAGAAUCGUCAGGACCGCCAGCGCCGACAACGUGCAGAAAGACAGAGACAGCGGCGCCAAAUUCGAAACCUCGUACGGAGACUUAAGGAGAGGGCCAAUAAGAUUAACAAAUUUGAACAGAGUUAUGAGCAGCGGACUGCAGAAGGAGCAAGUUAUAAAUACGAGAUAAAGAGUGAAUCAAGCACGAGGUAAAACUCAGAAAGAAUUUGAAAACUACAAACAAACUAUGCCCCGCGCGCCGCCUCUGACAGCGAAUGAACGCCCCACGACCACCUCGUCGAGCCGCCCCGUAAAGAAUUUGAUUUAUUUGGGAGGAUUUUGGACGUUGUAGAGAAUGCACUUGAGCUCCCCUAAUCCCUCUGCUUUGCUUGCUUGUUUUGCUUGCUUCCAUUUCUUUGGGAUUAAUAGGGUUGCUUGCGCAAUGGGGAGGAUCGCACUGGACAAUAGAUAGAUUCGCUAAGAAAGUUCAAUUAAAAAAAAUGCGUUGUCCACAAUAUCAG